GACAUUCUAGAGACUCUUACAGCCUAUCAAAUGUAACACCGAGUCACUAAUGUCCGGAUAUAAUGUUCCUAAAAACAGCAGGCAACCAACUCGAAAGCCUGUAUCAAAAGUAUCGAGGUAUUGUUAAGAAGUAGCUCGUCCUAUCGUUUAGGUAUAAACAUCGUCGCCGAAAACCGCCAGAAAUCGUAGUUUUUCGAUACUCAUUGAAGAAACUGUGGAACUUACUAUUUACGCAUUUAGCGUUACGAGCAUCAGUGAAUUUGACUCUGAUAUAUGUACAAAGCUCGAUAGAAACGCUUGAACAAUAUACAAUUGAAUAAUUUCUACGUGUACGUGCAUACGUAUCCUGUAUAUUUAAUUUUAAAAAUGGCCGUAUCCUCAGAAAGUGUAAUGAGUCCUGGCCUCAAUGAUCCUGUAACCAAAGCGGUGGUAGAUAAUAUAAUGGGAAACUUGCCAACGAAGAAACCCCUUGUUCGAUGUGAUGAUUGUGAUCUCUCGUUUACCAGCCAAACAGUAUUAGAUACACAUUUGCAAGGAGCACGACAUGCCAAACAGAUUAGAUCCAAAAAUAUAAUGGCAUCUCUUGAAGAAACCAAAGUAGCAUUUACAAAAGAUGAAGAAACAAAUGGAUUGAAAUGCAAUGUGUGUAAUGUGUGUCUAAACUCAAUACAACAACUUCAAACGCAUUUAAAUGGGAGCCGGCACAAAAAGAAAGCCAUGAGAGGUGGGUGGGCUGGCAAAGAUGUUGGCAGUUCAGUGACAUCGACUACCAUAAAUAUCCAGGAAACCCCUGUAUCUAAAGGUGUAUCACUUUCAUGCAGCAUGUGCAACAAAAUCUUCAAUUCUUUGACACAGUACAAUGUGCAUAUAACAUCGAAGAAACACACCGGUAAAUUAAAACAAGCUGGAACUCAGAAGAAGAAAAGAUUUUUCCCAUAUUGGAAAAAGCCUAAAACUGGCGUAAAUCCUAGGAAUCUUGUUCAAUCGCUCUCAAAUAAUUUUGUACCAGGAGGUUUCACAAAUCAGACGUAGAAAAAAUAAUGUAAUAGAAUGAAUAUCUCUAUUUUAAUACACGUAUGAAUUACUUAAAUAUACAUACAUUAUUCUUUAUAAAAAAAUAUUUUUUGUAUAAAUAACAUUGGAAUCGUGUCGCUUUAAACAAUGAAAUCAAUUUGAAAUUUAAAUUUUAGUUAUUAAAAACACGCAUAUAUAUAGUAUAAAUAUCCAUAUGAUGCUACAUGUAAUUUUUUAAUUCUGCCACGUGAAAAUGUAAAUCUCCCUCUUCGCACUAUUUCUUUGGAAUAUAUAUAAUGUAAAUAUGCAUAUAAUUGGAACACAAUUAGUUCGUAUGAAAGAUACAAGUUUUUUGUUAACUAUACUUAUCAACUAAGAAAAUUGUUGAAACAAAAUGCGGGUGUCGUGUUAAAAAUUUACAUACGUGUGAAUGGUUAUCUUUGACAUUAGAUGAAAUAGUGCAAAUAGGUACUAAUGAACGAAUGUAUAUAUAUGUCCAUUUAAAAAUUAAUGAAAAAAUACAUAAUGUUGUAAGCAUAAUAAUAAUAAAAGCUAUAGUCUUCGAUUAUUGAUCCUGCAA
This is a messenger RNA of Frieseomelitta varia, 1594 nucleotides long. Its product is annotated as zinc finger protein 385B-like. The transcript has 6 exons. Lineage: Eukaryota; Metazoa; Arthropoda; Insecta; Hymenoptera; Apidae. The record is from RefSeq and is a predicted model, not a curated record. The coding region runs from base 367 to 1032 and encodes 221 amino acids. Gene Ontology annotation, molecular function: zinc ion binding; nucleic acid binding.